Molecule: messenger RNA, 1428 nt
Organism: Astrephomene gubernaculifera
Lineage: Eukaryota; Viridiplantae; Chlorophyta; Chlorophyceae; Chlamydomonadales; Astrephomenaceae
Source: the annotation of a GenBank genome assembly
AGAUGUUUGCUGGAACCGUAGUCUGUUAGUAGGGAGACGUUCUGGCAUCGCCUUGGACUGCCCCUUUGCCGAGGUCGCCCAUUGUGGUCACCCACAAGGCACAAGCUGCCGCAAAGUGCUUUGCCUGCUGAGUUGCAAAAGACAUACCGCAUCACUAUAGGUUGAAGCAACACGACCUAAAUUGGUGACGUUGUAGCCCUACAAUUGUAACCUCGAAACGCGACCAGGCGCACGUUCGACAGCGCCAGUGACCAGUGCAGAUCUAUCUCAGGUUUAAUUACACAAACGACGGUCGGGCGCGUGGAGCACUAGGCCUGCGGACGUGGAUUCUGGCCUCUUCCGAGUCUGGUCUUGGUCGCAACUCGUACUGCCGAAGCAGCUUUUGCUAGCAAGAGGCAUCAGCUAUGCAGGGCUCGGCUUCGGGAGCGCUUCGUGCUCUCGUAGCCUCAACAGCAGCGCUUCGUGGAGCGGCCACUGCCGAUGCGAGCACAAGUUAUGAGGGCGUAGCCAUAGCGGCAGCAGCAGCUUCACGCUUCCUCCACCAGCACCAUGACAGCCGUCCAAAGCUUCUACAGCACCGAUCGCAGCACCCACGACCCAAUUCCGACCAGCCAUCCGCGUCCCUUCACCUCUCCAACGCUGCCUCCUCUAUCCCGUCAAACUCUUCCGCCCUGCUUUCUCCAUCCUCAUCCUUCACUCCAUCCCCAGCCUCAGCCCGCCGGCCCUCCUCUCUCAUCCACCCUCCCGCAUCCUCAUCCAUCGCACCCUCCAUCCAUGCCCACCAUGGCUCCCGCACCCUCCAAACCGCCGCCGCUGCCAGCCCGCCCGGCACCGACCCCUCCCUCGACUCCCUCGCCGCCCUAGCCGCCGGGCUUCUAGACGAGGGCAGCGCGGGUCGUGAGGGCCUUACGCCCGCUGCCAUCGUCACCGCGCUGGACCGCCACAUUGUGGGUCAGGCGGCUGCCAAGCGCGCAGUGGCCAUAGCGCUGCGCAACCGCUGGCGGCGGCAGCGGGUGCAGCCGGCGGCCUUCAGGGACGAGAUCAUGCCCAAGAACAUACUCAUGGUUGGCCCCACGGGUUGCGGCAAGACGGAGGUGGCUCGGCGGCUGGCCAAGCUGGCCGACGCGCCCUUCAUCAAGGUGGAGGCCACCAAGUACACGGAGCUGGGAUACGUGGGGCGGGACGUGGAGGAGAUCAUCAAGGACCUGGUUGAGGCCUCCCUGGUGCUGGUGCGGCAGCGCCUGAAGGCGCGCCUGUCCGCCCACUCCGCCGCCCGCGCCGAGGCGCUCAUCCUGCGCGAGCUGGUGGGGCCGCAUGCGAGCGAGGACACACUGGACACCUUCAGGCACAUGUACAGGAGGGGCGAGCUGGACAACAACCUGGUGGACAUCGACGCGGCGCUGCUGGACGGCGGCAGCGGGGGCGGGG